This is a messenger RNA of Triplophysa dalaica, 606 nucleotides long. RefSeq names its product lens epithelial protein (gene lenep). Bases 263 to 454 code for a protein of 63 amino acids. The record is from RefSeq and is a predicted model, not a curated record. The transcript has 2 exons. Lineage: Eukaryota; Metazoa; Chordata; Actinopteri; Cypriniformes; Nemacheilidae. Gene Ontology annotation, biological process: multicellular organism development.
GCACAGGGGUUGUGUAUCCAUGCUUCACCAGCCCUGAGCAAGCCGAGCACAUAGCGGGGAACACGUAUUCAGAGAAAGUCUGAUUCAACUGAAUGCCUUGGGUGAUUUCACACCAUUCGUUUGAAGAAAGGUGACGCUUGAGCGAGAGAAAGUGGAAAUCCAUAGCACACCGCCGCAAAUAGGGUCUCGUCCUGCUCUCCUAAAUCUCAUCCCUUCCAGUGUUGUUCUCGCUGUCCAGUCAACUGUGGAGCGCUGGAGCGACAUGCACCCGCAGCGACCGCAAACCCAUGCCAUGCCAUCCUCGCUGGGCCAAAACUUCAGAGAUGCGGCCCUGAGGAUGGGCCGUGGCAAGAAUCUCCUGGGGGGAAAUGUAGCCUAUGGGGUCACCCAGUCUCUUAAAGAGUGUUUGUACUUCCUGCUCUGUUGCUGGUGCAUUAAAGAGAUCUUGGACUAAAAGAAAGCAUCUCGGCACCAGUGUUUUAUCAUCAGAGACAUGUUCUCUGCGACAGCAGUCUUAACCCCAGAUCUCUUUACACAUACACAAAUUUUACAAACCUUUUUGAGAAUGUUGUCCAAUAAAUGAUGAUCUUAUCAAUGAAAAAAGAG